AUGAUAUGGUUUCAAAUCAGUUCUGGCUCCAAGGUGAAUCUGACAUCAGGACUUGAACUGGAUACGGCCGUUUGCCAGCCUCUUGGAGGUCCUCCAGAGUCGCUGACGCUCUAUGCGACUGUCUCGCAGGCGGGCCCGGCUCGCGUCUCUCUAGCCAGCUCGUCUUCUCUAUGGCCUGUGCGCGGCUUCCGGUGGCGGGACGCGGGGCCGCGCACGCGGGAAGAGCUUCCCCGGUGUCCCCCCCAUCCCCCGCCCCGCGCCCCCCCGCAUCCCCCCAGAGAGCCCACCUCCCGCGCCGGGGCCCUCGCGAGGCUGCAGCCUGAGGAGGUAGGUAGUGGUCGUCCCCCGGUCCCUGGAAGGCAGGGGCCCCGCUCCCCCACGGGACGCUCGACAUGGACCAUUCCGCGUUCGAAACCGCGGGGAGCUGGCGAAUCCAUUCUGUGGGGCGGGGGUGAACCGUGGGUCUGGGGCCGCGGGGUGGUGGGAGCGGUGCGAGGGAAACCCUGCACUCUGAGCUGGAUUGGGGCGCGUGCGAGGUGCGGACUCCGGGCAGACCCUGGGGUUCCGCUGCUCGUUGCCAUGGCUCCCGCCGGAGCGGCCAGAGCGGGCGUCGGGUUGGGUGUCAGCGGUAUUCCAGGCCCGGUUCUCCACCCGGGCCUGGGCCUGGACCCUCGGGCACUGCAGCGUCCGUCUGUAGAUUUCCAGGCAGAGGAAAUCCUGAGACAUCCAGGCGCAGUUGGGAGUUGCUACCUGGCUCCAUCCGUGAGCACAGCGAGGUGCUGCCUUUCAUGCUUAUCUGUCUUCCUCUUGAAUUCAGAUUCCCAACCUGCUGAGCAUCCGCACACUCACUGA
Messenger RNA from Symphalangus syndactylus (siamang), 852 nucleotides. Its product is annotated as collagen alpha-1(II) chain-like. Lineage: Eukaryota; Metazoa; Chordata; Mammalia; Primates; Hylobatidae. The record is from RefSeq and is a predicted model, not a curated record.